AUGAGGGCCCUUGCAGGCUUCGAUGUCAUUGAUGGUUUCCAGUCGCCCGCUAUCUUUUUUCUUUUAUCCAUCCUGCCGCCUGCCGUGUCUGCCCCCAACUUGAUGCCAAAAUGGCAGCCAGUCAGUUCGCAGCUCCUUCCCCUCAGUCUUCAGUUCUUCAAAGAACUAAUGUAUCAUGAGUUGAAGGAUAGAGAAUUCAGUCCCGGAUAUUCCACAAAGCCUUCCAGACCGAAUUACCUAAGUGGAGGUGGCCUUUUGUGCCAGACCACCGCACUUUCCUCACUUUACUUUGACUGGCCGCUUUUUCCAAAGCAACGCCUAGCCCAGUUCUGGCUGGCGCUAAUGCAGUCCUGGUGGCGCCCUUCUCUCCAGGCUACAAAUGACACCAGCCGAUUGGGGGUCGAGCCAAUCCCAGCAUUUCGCUCGCUUCCGACACCCAUAAUGGCACACUCUCAGGGAUCGUCUCUGCAAAUAGACUUGUACCCGUCUACUUCCGUGGUCCCCCAAGUACACUACCUAUCUGAUCUCCACGACGUGACCUCGACUUUGGUGCUGUACUGGAGAAGGCAGCGCCUGUUCAUCGCCCUUUCUGCCAGUCACCCUCACUCCCGUCUGCCUGUCUCUUCCAAGGUUGUCUGCACUGGCACCAAUCCCAAAUACCUUCUCCAAAAACUCCAGUUCUCGACACAAGACUGGACGCGCUACAACUUCCAACAACUAGCAACGUCCCGUCAUUCAACCUUUCCUACCUUGCUCCUCCACCACUACUUCGCCUACCACCACCACCGCUACCUCCACCAUCAUCUCUCUCUCUACCUCUCUCUACCUUACCACUACCCGACGACACAACACAACGUUAGCACAAGACACGCCGGCCAACUGCCCACCUGGACCAGUCUUGAACCGACCCAUCCUCGCCUGUUCCGUGCUCUCAACAGCAUAAUUUGCCGCUUGCUUUUUCUCUAUCACUCGUUUGCAACGGUGGACUUCUCCAGUCUUUUCAACUCUUAUCGUUGUACAUCCCGGGUACCGCUCCAAUACACUUCCCUCCCGUCCCCAUGCGAUCUUGAACGACGCGCCGACCGAAGAAUCCAUACCUGUAUCCGUAUCCCGAUCCCAACCUUGAUCCAACUCCCGCCUUCGACACUCCCGUCGCUCACACGCCGCGCCUAUGCUGCACUACACCCUCGACAGAUGAGAGCUCAACGACGCAUUUUUUUCGAACGAGACAUUUGGCAGACGAGUGGUAUGAUGGUGCGUAGAACUGCCCAUAACUCGCCACUGCACCCAUCUUUGGCACCCAACGUUUCGAGAGCCUUGCGAGUCGUCCUUACCUCAUCUAGACCCCGCGCCGAUGUUGGUGGCAGCUUUGCGAGUCGACGCGGUCAUGCGAGCCAGCUGUCAAUUUCAGACCCCAGCCACCAUGUGACCGAGACCAUUGGAACCCUCUACGGCGACGAGGAGUACGACAGCGAUGGCCGACCCAUCAGCUACCUCGGACAGUCCUACACCGACCAGCUCAACAACAAGUUCGAAUCCGACCACUCCGACGACGAUCCUCGUAGGCAGAUGGUCCGUUCAGCGUCGGACAAGACGGGCUUGGGCAUGGCACAAAAUGGCUCCACGACUCUCAAACAUUCACAGACGUUGCCAACCCGGUCGCCUAGCCAGCGAAGCAUGUCGUUUGAGAACGGCCCCAAAUCGCCGCCAAUCUCCUUACGAGAUGUUAAGAACGAGUCCUCCCAAUUUCCUCUAGGCAGCAUCGAGAACCCCAACGACAUCGCGCAGGAACUCAACAACUUGCAGGCCCUGCGGCGCAUGUCUAUGGAUGUCGGAAACAAUGCUGACCCUGAUAUGCUCCCCUUUUCCGGCUUGUCCCUAGUCGCCAUGCCUCCUAUCGCACCAACGGGAGACGAUGACGAAAAUGAUCCUUCACGGUUACUCUGGGUCCCUGCGGCAGUCCAUCCCGAGCUGGCCCCGACGGAAUUCAAGACCUUCUUAGAGGAUCGCGUCAAGACUAUUCGGCGGCGAUCAGGCGACUCCGGUGACGGCGGUAUGGGCCGAAGCGAUUCUGGCGGCGGCCUGCGGAGAAAGAAGAGCAUGCUCUCACGACAAAUCGACAACUCUGGGGGAAGAGGCGCCGUUGGGUACGUGGACGGCGCCGAGAGACUCGGGCGCAAGAGCUCACUCAGAGACUAUUCAACUCCUGAGCUCAACCUGAACGAACUAGUCAAGGACCCUUCCAAAGUAGUGCGUGAGCUUUCCGAAGGUGCUCAACCGGAGGCUGGCGCCGAGGAUCUGCCCAUCUUGCCUGUAGCUCCCGGCAUGGGACUGCGCAGGUCAACCCGAACAACCUACCGAAAGAACGGCAGUGUACGCUCAGAUCGGUUGCCAUUCUCCAAGCGGGUCGCCAAUCGACAUGCCCACACGGAUUCCUCUGACUCCGCGGAUACGGUCCCCCCUCUGCCAUCUGACGUGCCCGAAGUGCCACCGUUGCCUACGCAGCAAAGAGCGCAAUCAGAGCCAGUGUCAGAGAAUUUCUCGCGCCCCAAUCGCUCAGUCCGACGCCAGCACAAGUUCUCUCAAGAUCUGGGCACGACUUCUGACGGUGCUUCGUCCGAAAUCGAGGAACCUGUUUCUCCCCUGAGCACACGUCCUGAACAGCAACACCCAACGAGAACAUCUUCAGUUUCGGCUGAUGCCAAGCCCCCGGUUCCUGCCAUUGUUGAGUCGCCAGCAACAGACGAGAGCGCGCAAAGGCAGCAAUUCCCCCAGAGGUCCUCAUCUUCACAGCAUGCCCCUUCACAGCCCCUUAUGGACGAGCCUCCCGCUCGUUCAAGCAAACGUCCGGGUUCAGCCAACUCUGCGCCAAGCCCGACAACACCUACGGCACCUCAACAACCGCCACAGGUGCAACAGCAGCCCAAGCAGCAGCAAACCAAUGCCCCUAACCACACCUUGAACGACAUGGCCUCCCACCCAUCUGUCUUACCUGGCAGUGGCGCAAACCGAACCGAUACGUUGACGUUCAUUCCCACUCUACAGCCAGAGGAGAAGAAGCCAGAAGAAAAGAGGGUGGAAAAGAAACUGAGAAAGGAGAGAGACGAUGAUGCUUCGAGUAUAUCUUCGAGCAAAUCCUCUGGAGGCUGGUCAAAGUGGCUCAAGGGCGGUAGUGACGACAAGGACAAAAAGAAGAAGGAAGAAGAGAAGAGGAAAAAGCAGCAAGUCGCCGAGAAGGGACAGGACAAUGCCCGUUUGGAUGUUCUCCAGAACUCAAUCGAGGGUGCGUCUUCCAAGGGAAGAGAAAGUAUCAUUGUGGACCGCGACAACGUCGAUAACAAAUUGGCCGAAGAGCGAAAGAAGGAGAGCAAGAAGUCGGAAGCCAAGAAGGAGAAGGAGGGUGGUCUCUUCUCGGGCCUCUUUGGCGGUGGCAAGAAGAAGAGCGAAAAGGAGAACAGCAGCAAGAAGAACCAACAUCUGCGGGUCUCGGAGGAGGUGCCGUACCGCCCGCUUAAGGCCGAUGUCGACUACCACUGGACCAGAUUCCCGUUGCUCGAGGAACGAGCGAUUUAUCGGAUGGCUCACAUUAAGCUCGCAAACCCGCGUCGCUCUCUGUUGAGUCAGGUUCUUCUCAGCAACUUCAUGUACAACUACCUCGCCAUCGUUCAGGCCAUGCACCCACAGAUGCAGGUUCCUCAGUCGCCACAGCAGAGACGUCUGGAAGAGGAGCGUCGCCGCAAAGAACAGGAAGAGCAGUAUUUGGCGCAGCAACAGCAGCAGCAGCAGCAGCAAGAGGCGGGGGAGCAGGACUCGACGGGCCAGUACAACUUUGACUAUCAUCGGGGCGAAAACCAAUACGGUGACCAUCCUCAUGAUGAGGUGGACUACGUUGAUGACGCUCAAAUUUACGAGUACGACCAUGGCGGCGACGUGGAUAACGGACGCAGCAAUGGCUACCAAGGCCCUGACAGCUAUGACCCUCAGCCUGGCAAGCAGUAUUAUCAUGAUCAGUACGGGCGUGACGGCAGCGACGACGUAAGGCGCCGGGACGACCGUGAGGACAUGUGGGCAUUCUGGGACGGCGAGACUCCUAGGCUCUGCCUCUGUUGCAGUCUCGAACCUAGUUGGAAGGCGCUGUGCAAUCAUCCAAACAGUAGCGCAACCACAGCAAAUGUGGUGGAUCCAUUUCUUUGCUCCUCACUUGCUUCCGUGCUUCCCCAAUACCUUGCCCAAGCCGGGGGCGAGUCGUUGGGAUGUCGUUGUUUCGGCUUCCGGCCUCCGGACUCCCGCCUCAUCCCGCCGGGCCUCAUCCAAGAGUUCUUUGAGAAGAAUCCAACACUGUACUGUAUAUGUCUGCAAGGAGACAUUUGCGACGGGACCUGCAGGUCUAAACGAUCAAAGAGAAGGUCCAACUCGGGGCAGAACUGCCCGAGCCCCGCUGUGGUGCCUGGAGGUGCCCAGCAGGCUCUCCCUGCUGUUCUGCCUAUCCGCCCCAUGAUACCCAGCCAAGAGGAGUCGCCUGUGAGCAUCUGCGCUAAACCAUUUGGGGCAAGAGCAGCCUCUUCUGGCAGUGCGCCAAUUCGUCCGUUCGUUGCUUCCACCUACACCUUGCACUUUUCCUCAACCUCCAGAAAAAUAUCACCAGCCUUCAUCCGGUCACUCACCCGACGACGAACCCCCGAGCCCGAUCGUCCCCCCCCUGCGACUUUCAAUCGCCCAAUCUCCAUCUCGCGAUUACCUCGACAACAAACUAGCAUGGCUGCCCCGCGUCCAUACAACAACAACCCGGGCUACAUGCCCAACGGAGCUUCCUCGAUUCCUCCUGGAGCUGCGCCUCUCCUCCCCAACCAGGGUCGCGUUAUCCAGACUGGCCCCAUCCGAGUUCUGUGCAUAGCUGAUGUUCGAGGAAACCUCACAUCCCUCAACGACCUGGCAAGACAAGCACGAGCCGAUCACAUCAUCCACACUGGCGACUUUGGCUUCUACGACGACACCUCCCUGGAGCGAAUCGCAGAAAAAACCCUGAAGCAUGUUGCUCAAUACUCUCCCCUGAUUUCCGAGCCCGUCAAGAAGGCCAUCCAGCAGGGCGGCCCCGGACCCGUCAAGAGCCGAUUCCCUGCCAACGAGCUUCCCCUCUCCGAGCUCUCUCUACUCUUGAGCGGCGAGAUCAAGCUCGAUAUCCCAGUAUACACUGUAUGGGGUGCUUGCGAAGAUGUCCGCGUUCUCGAGAAGUUCCGUUCCGGAGAGUAUAAGGUACACAACCUGCACAUCAUCGACGAGGCCCGCUCGAUGCUUCUCGAGCUCGGUGGAGUCAAGCUGCGCCUCUUGGGUCUUGGUGGUGCUGUUGUCAUGCACAAGCUCUUCGACAAUGGCGAAGGAAGAACUACGAUCGCCGGAGGUCAGGGAACUAUGUGGACUACCUUGUUGCAGAUGGGCGAACUUGUCGACACUGCGCACCGAGUUUACGACCCAACCGAAACCCGCGUCUUCGUCACCCACGCCUCUCCUGCCCGUGAGGGUAUUCUGAACCAGCUUUCCGUCACCCUCAAGGCCGACUUCUCCAUUUCCGCUGGACUCCACUUCCGUUACGGCAGCUCCUACAACGAGUUCAGCGUAAACCCCACCCUCGACCACUACCGCGGCAAGCUCGCUGCCUCCAAGGCCUCUUUCAACGAUGUUUGGGAGACGGUCAAGAACGAGGUCGAGCCAGCCAUCUCUCAGAACGAGGGCCAGCAGAACCUGCUCAAGAACGCCCUCCAGAUUGUCGAGAAGAUGCCCACUACUGCUGCGGGAGGCAACCCCUUCGGCGGUCCCGUUGCCGGCCAGGCACAACUCGGCCAGGUCGACGAGAGUGCCUUCAAGAACAUGUGGAACUUCAACUUGGCUGAUGCCGCAUUCGGAUGGUUGGUGCUUGAGAUUCAGGAUGGACGUAUCGGAACUGAGAUGCGCGCCCAAGGCUUCAACUUCUCACACAGAGGUGCCAAGGCCGCUGCGCCUGUUCCCGCCGGACCUGCUGGCGCUGGCAACCUGCCUGCCCCGGCCCCGCCUUCCACUCAGACUACGGCUCCCCCGCCCACCAGCAGACAGCCGUCAUCCCAAGCACCUCCCAAGCCUGCGGUCGCAACACCCCUGCCAUCAGCUAAGCCUGGAACUCCUCAACCUGCUGCUGCGGCACCACCUGCGGUCCCUCCCAAGGACGAGCGCCCUGCGCCUGCGGCUGCUAACGGAUCAGCCAACGGCCCUGACCCCGUCUCCUCUCCCGCACCCAAGACACCUGCUCAAGAUAUUGUCGGUCUUUUCAUUAUGAAUGUGAACUCCGAGGAGCAGACUCGUGAUCUUUUCGACGGCGAGCACAAGAACAACAUCCUCAAGGUCGAGAAAUGGGGCAACUCCAACAAAGUUGUCAUGUUCAAGACGAUUGAGGAACGUGAUGCUGCUCUGAACAGCCUUCCCGAAGACCUCAAGACCCGGGCUCAAGAGGACCGGUCUCGUCCCCUCGUCAAGGUUUUCCAACACCGCGAGAGCAAGUUCCAGCCCCGCGGCGGUGCCGGCAACUGGGGCAGCAGCAGAGGCGGUGGUAACUCUGCAAACACUGGCAGCGGCUACCGCAGUGCCGGUGGCGCCAGUGAUUCCGAGAGCACCCGUCGUGGCGGCCGUGGCGGUGGCCGAGGUGGACGAGGAGGCGAGCGCGGAGGACGUGGAGGACGUGGUCGCGGUGGCCUCAAGGGCGAAGGCGGCGCCUCCCCCGCCCCCGCCUUUGAUGAAGUAUGGAAGAUGGCUCAGGCCUCGGAAUCGAAGCCACGUGGUCCGUCGAAUGAAGUCUUUGAAGCUGUAAUGGCCAAGUUUGGCCCUUCGCAAGCAGGGGAAUGA
Colletotrichum lupini is the source of this 6870-nucleotide messenger RNA. RefSeq lists its product as uncharacterized. The transcript is spliced from 24 exons. NCBI's taxonomy places the organism in Eukaryota, Fungi, Ascomycota, Sordariomycetes, Glomerellales, Glomerellaceae. The record is from RefSeq and is a predicted model, not a curated record. Gene Ontology annotation, biological process: establishment of cell polarity; positive regulation of G2/M transition of mitotic cell cycle. The coding region runs from base 1 to 6870 and encodes 2289 amino acids. Gene Ontology annotation, cellular component: cell septum; cytoplasm.